AGAGCCUCAAGUUAUAAACAACACUAAUUAUAUAUACUUCUCCAUCAAUCAUCUCAUCCAUACAUGCACAUUCAAAAAAUGCUAGAACGUUUAACCAAAGAAAAAAAAAAUGCUAGAACGAAACAAUAGUAGCAAUAGAAUAUUAUCAAUGGAAGUGGAAUCAUCAUCAGAUCCAGUAGAGAACAGAUCAUACAACGUUGCAGAUUGUAAGUACGCAAGAAGGCAUAAGAGAAAAAGGAAAAUAUGCAUGUUGGUUCUAUGUGCCUAUAUGCUUUUGGCUAUAACCUAUACUAUCUUGAAUUUCGCUGUUUUUAGGCCCAAGCGUCCUACUAUCUCGAUCAAUUCCAUCAUUCUGCAGGACUUGGCCGUGUCCGCCGACACCGCCAAGCUCAAGGUCUUCCUCAACAUUACCUUGAAUGGCACCAUCUGGGUUGAGAACCCCAACAGGGUCAGUUUUCAAUACGAAGACAUCAACCCUUAUAUCGAGUAUGGAGAUGAAAAAGUAGGAGAUGUUCACAUACCGGCUGGAAAGAUCGGGCCACGGACCACAACAACUAUGAACUUCACGAUGAUCAUAAUGGCGGAUAGGCUGUCGUCGGAUCCCAAUUUUUUUUCGGACGUUGUUGAAAAGGGGAUGUUGCCGUUAACUGCUUAUGUGAAACUGAGGGGCAAAGUAAAACUAAAUGUGUUGUUCAAAAUCAAGGUUAAAGUUUCUACCAGGUGCCAUCUGUCGUUGGAUAUCCGCAUGGCAACUACCGCCAACCAAUCUUGUCACUCCAAGAUUAAGUUAUAGCGUAGCUUAAAUAUAUGUGGAUUCAUCCACUAUUCAAUAUAAGCCAGAUUCAAACUUUAAAAUUUAUGAGUUUUGAAUUAUAAUUUUAUGUAUUUUAAAUUUACAAUUUGUUUGUAUUAAUUAAUAGCUUAUUUGGGAUUG
Messenger RNA from Capsicum annuum, 934 nucleotides. RefSeq lists its product as uncharacterized. The coding region runs from base 110 to 793 and encodes 227 amino acids. Gene Ontology annotation, cellular component: plasma membrane. NCBI's taxonomy places the organism in Eukaryota, Viridiplantae, Streptophyta, Magnoliopsida, Solanales, Solanaceae. The transcript is spliced from 2 exons. The record is from RefSeq and is a predicted model, not a curated record.